Messenger RNA from Camelina sativa (false flax), 2031 nucleotides. Lineage: Eukaryota; Viridiplantae; Streptophyta; Magnoliopsida; Brassicales; Brassicaceae. The record is from RefSeq and is a predicted model, not a curated record.
UCUUCUUCUUCUCUCUCGCCGUCUCGCGAAGCAAGAGUUGUUUCACAAUCAGUUGGAAUCGGAGCAAUUUACUCGCAAUGACACAUUGCUUCGCCUUCUCCGCCGUACAAUUUUCUAGCCGGAAUUCUUUAUCAUUAUCGCUUCCUUUCAUCAGCAAAAGCAACAUCUGCUUCGCCGUCUCCGCCGUACAACUUUCUAGCCGGAAUUCUUUAUCAUUCCCUCAGCCUAUCCUCCUCCGCCACGUCAUCUCUACCCGGUCUAAUUUCGAGAUCGAUCGAGUUUGUAGAGCUCAUGCGUCUUCUAUCGGAUCAUACGAAGGUAGUUCUUCUACGGACCUCGAAGACGCCAAUUCCGAUGGCUUUGAUUUGGGGAGCUUUGUUUCAUUCGCGGAGGCGCUUUGUAUUCUAUCAUCCGCCGUGUUAUCGGUGGUUCUCGCGGUGAAUUACGUGGUGGUUGGUGAAAUCGGGAAAAAGGUUUUGUCUUUAGGUUUUGUUGGAUUGGUUGGUUCAGUCGCCACUGGUUUGUGGCUUAGACGACGGCAAUGGAUGAGGAUUUGCAAAGGAGCGAGAGAGAGUGAAGGGACGAAUUUGAUUCGAAGGUUGGAGAAACUUGAAGAGGAUUUAAAAAGCUCGACCACCAUUGUUAGAGUUCUUUCUAGGCAUCUAGAGAAGCUUGGGAUUCAGUUUCGGGUCACCCGGAAAGCUCUAAAGGAACCAAUUUCUGAGACUGCAGCUUUGGCUCAGAAGAAUUCUGAGGCCACAAGGGCAUCCUAAUCGGACAUUAGUGAAUCCCUUGCCUAAGUAGCUUGCAUCCUAAUUGAACAUGCUCCUCAGUUUGUGAACUGAUGAUCUUAGUCGAUAGAACAAGGUGAACGAGGAAGCUAAGUUGAUGUAGAAAGAGAUUUGGUCGUCGGAUUCUUUGAAUGUGGUGAAUGAUAAACCGGCAAUUCCUGCCGGUGAACCAGAGAAAGAAUCUCCUGCAGUGGUGGAAGAAAUUGUGAAAGCAGAGGAAUCUACAGAGACAGAGAAAAAUUCAAAUGAUGAGAGCGGAGCUUAACAUUCCAAUGAUGGUUGGUCUCACUCUUAUCAGAUGAGCUGAUUCUGGAGCUGGUACUUGUUCUCUCUCUGCUUCUGUCACUAGAUCUCUACAUGCGCCUCUCUCUCUUUUUGUUUCUCCUCUUGUUUCUAUAUUGUCCCUUUCCAGAUUUAACUUGUUUUUUUUACGUUUUUUUUGUUAUGUUAUUAUUCAAGAUUACCUUGGGUUUUCCCUGUUUUAUUGCUUACACAUGUUUACAUAUAAAAUACCAAGACUGAUGAACCCAAGCAAGAACAAGAAGCCUGCUGAAGCCACUGAGAACAGAUAGCAUGCGUGGACAUCCAAAGCACAACCCUCGGGAAGCUUCAUAUCGAGAAUCUUAAAAAUAGUAUCCCCUCCCAGAGGAUUAACGCUGCGUCUAUGGAUACGUCUCCAACAGCUGAAAAAUGUCACAAACUUUAUCAGUCAAAUUGGAAUGACAGAGCAUGAGGCAGUUUGGUCUCAUCGGAGAUGACUGAGAGCACAAUUGGUACUUUAGUAGUAACAUAUCAACAUAUGUUAAGAGGAAUAAGUCCGUCAAAAGAGACAUUACGAGAUACAGCACCCUACCAAAGCUAAGUGUGACUAAAACAACCAAAUAACCUCAGAAGAACAAUACUUUAUCUGCUUCAAGAAAUUAGUCCAAAGGAUGUCAACAAAGGGAGAACAAUAGUGCUAAGCAGUCCAAUUAAGAAAAUCCAAGGUCAAGCUGAUCUAUUUAGAACGCUCUGAGGGCUACACUUCUGGUCUCGAGAGGUCUUGACCUAUUGUAAUGUUGAGAACAAGCCAUACACAGCAGCUUUAAUUACCAUAUCUAGUCUGCUUGAAUUCCUUAAGGUCCUCGUAUGACAGGCCUUGAUAAUCUUCAGGAUACUGAACUCUGAAGCCAAUCUGUGAAGGGGAACCAAUGUAUAGGUGACAAUGUGACAUAGUAUGCAGAGCAUACAAUAACCCAAA